Panicum virgatum (switchgrass) is the source of this 1112-nucleotide messenger RNA. Its product is annotated as chloroplastic import inner membrane translocase subunit TIM22-2-like. The transcript is spliced from 5 exons. The coding region runs from base 250 to 759 and encodes 169 amino acids. The record is from RefSeq and is a predicted model, not a curated record. Gene Ontology annotation, molecular function: transmembrane protein transporter activity. Gene Ontology annotation, biological process: protein insertion into mitochondrial inner membrane; protein targeting to chloroplast. Gene Ontology annotation, cellular component: chloroplast envelope; TIM22 mitochondrial import inner membrane insertion complex. NCBI's taxonomy places the organism in Eukaryota, Viridiplantae, Streptophyta, Magnoliopsida, Poales, Poaceae.
CAAACACGGCCCGUUUGGUUUUGGCACUUGGGCUCGUAGCCCGUAUUCCCGUAGUCGUCAAGCAGGCCGGCCCAGAUAAUGGGGUGUGAUGCGGGGCCCAGGCGCAGAAUCCGUCUUCCUCAGUGAGCACUCCACUUGGGUACAAACCCUUAGGCCUGUCCGCCUGAGCAAAACGGAACACGAUAACGAGACGGCAGGUGGGGGAGGAGCCGAGGAGGGCUUCAGGGGUUUCAGGGCGGAGAGGAGAAGAUGGCGGCGAAGCGCGAGACCGAGUCGGACGGCGAAGAGCUCGGCGGCGAGGCCUCCAACCCUGCGAGCGGUGGCGCGACUCCGCCGCCCCUAGCCGCAGCUCCCGUCGUCUGCCUCCUCCGCUCCGCUGGGGACUUCGCCGGCGGCGCCUUCGUCGGAUCCAUCGUCGGAUAUGGACAAGGCCUGAUCACUAAGAAAGGUUUCAAGGGUUCAUUCAGCAAUGCUGGGUCCUCUGCUAAGACUUUUGCAGUUCUAUCUGGGGUCCAGAGUUUGGUUGUGUGCUUGCUGAGAAGGCUGCGUGGGAAAGAUGACAGUAUGUAUACCAUUUGUCAAUGCUGGUAUAGCUGGUUGUUGCACUGGCAUUGCUUUGAGCUUCCCAGGAGCACCACAAGCGUUGCUUCAGAGCUGUGCCACCUUUGCAGCGUUUUCUUGCAUCAUGGAGGGGCUCAACAAGCAGCAGGCUGCAAUGGCUCACACUCUUGGCACAACUGCAUUGACGGUUGCGCAUGAUAAAGGAGGUGUACUGCCCCCAUUCACGCUUCCACCAAUUCUGGAUGCAUCAGAUGCUUUAGCCUCAUGCUGCCAAGCCUUAGUAAAGCCUAAGCACUAGACUACAGGAUAGGGGAGAGAGACAUGCUGAAGAAAGAUAGCUUCAGUUUUCAUUUCUUUAUUAUGUUGACCUAGCAUAUCUGCAUAUGUAAAUUUUGCUUCUGGACAAGCUGUGGAACGUGCCUAAAACCUAGUUUUGCUUUGAGCAACUGGACAGGUUUUCUUGAUGUGUUCGUGUUGCGAAUUCCGCUGGUUCUGGCAUUAUUAAAAUCAUAAAUACUUGACUCGAUGUUCAGCCGUUUGGCCAUCAUUGA